This is a messenger RNA of Lucilia cuprina (Australian sheep blowfly), 1318 nucleotides long. RefSeq names its product aldehyde dehydrogenase 9. The record is from RefSeq and is a predicted model, not a curated record. Gene Ontology annotation, molecular function: aldehyde dehydrogenase (NAD+) activity. Lineage: Eukaryota; Metazoa; Arthropoda; Insecta; Diptera; Calliphoridae. The transcript is spliced from 5 exons. The coding region runs from base 122 to 1303 and encodes 393 amino acids.
AAAGCAGUAGCAGUUGGAGAACCAUUUCAGUUUAGCAGCAAUAUUCUCUGGACUUUAGUGAAACCGGCUGGAAUAAAUUGUUAAAAUAAUUAUAUUUUUAUAAAAUAAAGUGAUAAAUAAAAUGGCAAACCCACAACUGGAACCUAAAUACACUAAACUCUUUAUCAACAAUGAAUUUGUUGAUGCUAAAUCGGGCAAAACAUUCCCCACCUAUAACCCAGCAACCGAAAAAGUGAUUGCUCAAGUUGCAGAAGGUGAUAAGGCUGAUGUUGAUUUGGCUGUAGAAGCUGCCAAAAAAGGUUUCCACAGAAAUUCAGCUUGGCGUAAAAUGAGUCCUUUACAACGUACCGAAUUAAUGAUGAAACUUUGUGAGUUAAUGGAACGUGAAAAGAAUUUAUUGGCCAGUUUGGAAAGUUUGGAUAAUGGCAAACCUUUUGCUGAGGCCUUAUUCGAUGUGGAAAUUUCUAUUAUGACCUUGAAAUACUAUGCCGGCUGGACCGAUAAAUUCUUUGGUGACACUAUUCCUGCUGGUGGUUUCAUUUCGAUGACCAAAAAAGAACCCAUUGGUGUGGUUGGUCAAAUUAUUCCCUGGAAUUAUCCAUUGCUUAUGUUGUCCUGGAAAUGGGGUCCUGCCUUGGCUGUUGGUUGCACUAUUGUCAUGAAGCCCGCUGAACAAACUCCCUUGACCGCUUUGCACAUGGCCGCCCUGGCUAAGGAAGCUGGUUUUCCUCCUGGUGUUAUUAAUAUUAUUACAGGUUAUGGUCCCACUGCUGGUGCUGCCAUCUCUGAGCACCCCGAAAUACGCAAGGUGGCCUUUACCGGUUCAGUGGAUAUUGGCCGUGUCGUUAUGGAAGCUGCAGCUAAGAGUAAUUUGAAGCGUGUCUCUUUGGAAUUGGGCGGCAAGAGUCCCAUUUUUGUAUUCGAUGAUGCUAAUGUUGAUUUGGCCGUUGAUAUUUGCCACGAUGCCUUAUUCUCCAACCAUGGCCAAAGUUGUUGUGCUGGUAGUCGCACUUAUGUCCAUGAAAAGAUUUAUGAUGAAUUUGUUGCUAAGGCUGCAGCCAAAGCUAAAGCUCGUAAAGUUGGUAACCCCUUUGAUGAGUCUGUUUUACAAGGACCCCAAAUCGAUAAGGAGAUGUUGACUAAAGUUUUGGGCUUCAUUGAGAGUGGUAAACAGCAAGGCGCUAAAUUACAAUGUGGUGGCAAACGUAUUGGUGAUGUUGGCUUCUUUGUUGAGCCUACUGUUUUCUCGGAUGUGAAAGAUGAUAUGAAAAUUGCCCAAGAAGAAGUAAGUUUCAUAGUUUAGAACUUAUUUGGAUCU